AUGCAGGUGGUUGAAGAAGGUUAUAAAAUAAGCGUACCGUAACUGCCAAAGCUUAUGCUAGCGGCUUAGCCGAUUCUUGUGGAAGCAAGCAAAACGUACAAAAAUUUGUUAACAUGGUGUAUCCAUUUUUUAUUAUUUCUUGGAUUCCAAUGAGGUUGCUACAUGCCAGAACUUAGUUGAUUUUACGCCUUUGAAACUAUCAAACAAGGUAAGUAUUCGCUCCCUGCACCUGCUAUAAGGCCAAUUACGUAAUGUAGGAACUCAGAAACGUAGGAUUUGCUAACCUAGGAGCAAGAGUCGGAUGAUACCGAGUUUACAAUUGGGAGUUAUCAGAAUCAACCAAUAGAAAGCCUCUACGCAAAUAAUUUACAUUCAGUUGAACUCUGAGGGUCCCGAAGUUUCCCGACAUGACGGGAACGCGGCAAACACCAUAAAUUUGUACACGACCCAUAAAACGUUUGCUUUUGAUUGCAGUAUAUCUCAUGCAGCAGUAUCCAGAUGAGAUGACAACCAAGCAAACAUCUUCUUUAGAUGGAUAGUAGGAUGCCACUUUUACAUAACCUUGGCUUUAAGUUAUUUAUUUGGUAGAUUUUCACCAUACUGUCUUUCUGGUGAUGUUAGUAAUAGGAGUCUCUGUCUCCGCAGCGCUUUGAGUGGCCACAACGGAUAAGACAGGAGGGAAGAGACCUCCCCCCCCUAACAGUCACCAUUGGACAAAACCAAUCAUGUUGGUGGAGGCCAACCUGGCCAUCGGCGAGUCCUAAUGGCGCUAGCAUCGGUCUGGAGCCACGGCACGUAGCCGAACCACCACCUAACCAAACCCUCUGCCGUGGAACCACACCUGCCUUCCGUAGGGGUUCAAGACCCUUGUCCUCUGAGCUACCUCCUAGCCUUGUCUGUGACUGCUAAGGGGCCAAACCUCUACAAGAUAUACCGCAAGUACAGCUUCCUGGAGUCCAGUAGCCAUACGUAUGUCGUUGUCCUGAGUCCUGGUGCGUGUUUUGCCCCCCGUGGCCAGCCGGCUCACUCAGGUAAACAAUAACCAGGACCACAAUAAAAUAAAAAUGUAAAAUAAAAAAAUAGUUUAUUCGUCACGUACACAGUUUACAGCAGGUAGAAAUGAUGAGUGAAAUGCUACUUCAAGCUUCGUUAACCGUGAAGUAUCAAUAUAAUUAAAUAAAAAUAACAAGUAGUAGAAGAAAGAAAGUAGUCGAUUUCGUAAUAAAACUGAAUAGAUACACAAUUAGGAUAUUCAGUAUAAAUUAUGAAUGUGCUAUGUAAGUAUGACUGUAUUCCAAAUAUAAAGUAAUAGGGUCUUGGGCACGCAGUUUCAGUAAAAUAGUAUAUAAAUAGACAGCAGCGUUGAUGUGAGUGUGCUUGUGUGUGCCCUUGUGUGUUAUUGUGGAUGUGUGGAGAGUCAAUGCAAAUAGGCUCUAAGGGCAGGUCUGGCAGGUAGACGCUAGGUUCGGCCGUUCAAGCAGUUUGAUGGCCUGGUGGUAGAAGCUGUCUCGGAGCCUGUGGUACGAGAACCGAUUGAUCCGAGAGCAAUAAAUAUAAGUCCUUAAACCAGUGUUUCCCAAUCCUGGGACCAAAGGGGUUGCAAUUAUGUUUUUUCCCAAGCACUAACACACCUGAGUUUGUUCGUGUCGGGCAAAAACCAUAUAAUGUGCAACCCUGUUGGUCCCAGGAACCAGGAUUGGGACACAAUGCGUUCGACUUUUACAAUGUAUUGGUAUGUUGAACUGCAAUGGACUGAGGCAGCUAUAGGUAUUUAAAAUGUUGCAUUUGUUAAUUAUAGUAAGGUCCUGGGACGGAGACGGACGCCUGGCGCGCUUUGCGUGGAGCGACUCAGCCUGUGCCUUUACCAAGCAUGUUCCCGGGACUACCGUGUCCUGAUCCUGGGAGGGCGCAUGCCAGGACCUGUCCACCUCUCUGCUGCCACAAGCGCGAGGCCUGGCCGUGCAGUGGACAUGUGGACGGGCCACGACGUCCCUAAAGAAUGGAUCCCUAGUACUUCCCCAAGGCUGCGAGCUGGAACCACGGGUUUGGCGGUGGGGGCCGGGACUGGUGGACUAAAAUGCGGCGGUGGUGGCUCCACCUGGGGCCUGUGGUGCCCUUCUCCUGGGCCGUUUUGCCCGAAUGGUGGCGCUGGGGGCUGGGUGGUGCUGACCGACCUGAGGACUGGCAGAAGAAGGAUGGAAGUCUGGAAGGGGGACAACAAGGACGCACUUGCUCGGUCCCUCUAGUUCAGCAACUCUAUGGCCCAGCGUGACUUUUUUCCAAAUUUUGUUGUGUUACAGCCUGAAUUUAAAAUGGAUUAAAGAUUGAAAUGUUGUGUCACUGGCCAACCCCAUAAUGUCAAAGUGGAAUAUGUUUUGAAAUGUUUAACAAAUUAAUUAAAAAUUGAAAAGCUGAAAUGUUCGUGAGCCAUAAUAUUUAACCCCUUCGGUUAUGGCAAGCUAAGUUAGGAGUAACAUGUGCUUAACAAGUCAAAUAAGUUGCAUGCAUAUUGAAUCUGGUGCAAAUAGUGUCAACAUGAUUUGUGAAUGACUACCUCACUAGUACCCGAAACGUACAAUUAUCUGUACGGUCCUUCAGUCAAGCAACACAUUUCAUACACAGAUUCUACACAAAAACCAGGGAGCUUUUCCAGUUCAACUACAAAGACCAGGGAGAGAUUUUCCAAAUCAACCACACAGGACCAGGGAGAUUUUCCAGGGCAUCUAUGGUAAAUGGGUAAAAAUACAAAAAUAAACAUGGAAUAUCCCUUUUACAUUGUGAUUCAUUAAUUGAGGGUAAUACGAGCCAUUGCGGCCCCUCAUGAUGAGUUCCGUUUUUUUGUGCCCCACCCCCCCCCCAUCAAAGUUCGCCAUCCCUACUUUAUCAUGUAAUAAGAGGCAAAACCUAUAUGCUACAAUUAGGAAACGUUGUCUUAGUAGAAAAUACAAUUCAAAUGGACAGUAUCUGUUUUCUCUAUUGUGAAAUAUGUUUCAUUUUACAUCCCUGGCUUUUUAAUAUACUCUGGUAUUAUUCCUUAAUUCAUUCAUUCACUGAGUGAUGAACCCAUUAAAUACGAGAAUUUGUUUCCGAAAGGGUGUAUCAUCGCUUCGACUUUCUACGGUAAGUAGUAGUUACUCCCUCUACUAGCCCCCCACACCACCAAAUCCAAUAAUUUUGUUCCCGCCACUUGUUGUCGUCUCACACUCCAGUCACCAGCAUAACAGGUUCCAUCCAUUACUACCUCCAACCUUACUCACCCCCUUUUUGCCGUGGGACCCAACCCUGCCCCCGUGGUCGACCCUGUUCCUCUGAGGCUUACCUCCUACCCUUUGGGCCCUGUUGACUGGCUACAGGGCCCAAAACCUCUACAACCUCUACCGUCAGUUCCAGACCUGGCUCCAUAUAAGCCAUUCCUGAUAUGUCGUUGUCACUUGGCAUCCUGUGUGCUGUUUGCCCCCGUGGCCAGCCGGCUCACUCAGGUACAAUAACCAGGACCACAAUAAAAUAAAUAAAAUAAAAUAGUUUAUUCGUCAGUACACAGUUUACAGCAGGUAUAAAUGAUGCAGUGAAAUGCCUACUUGCAAGCUUCGUCAACAGUGAAGUAUCAAUAAUUAAAUAAAAAAUAACAAGUAGUAGAAGAAAGUAGUAUGCAUUUUAGUAAUAAAACUGAUAGAUACACAAUAGGAUAUUCAGUAUAAAUUAUGAAUGUGCUAUGUCAAGUAUGACUGUAUUUACAAAUAUAAAGUCAAUAGUGUCUUGGGCACGCAGUUCAGUAAAAUAGUAUAUAAAUAGAACAGCAGCGUUGACUGUGAGUGUGCUUGUGUGUGCCCUUGUGUGUUAUUGUUGGAUGUGUGGAGAGUCAAUGCAAAUAGUCUCUAAGGUGCAGGUCUGAGCAGGUAGACAGCUAGCGUUCGCCGUUCAGCAGUUUGAUGGCCUGGUGGUAGAAGCUGUCUCGGAGCCUGUUGGUCCGAGAACCGAUGAUCCGAGAGCCAAUAAAAUAAUAAGUCCUUAAACCAGUGUUUCCCAAUCCUGGGGACCCAAAGGGGUGUGCAAUUAUGUUUUUUCCCAAGCACUAACACACCUGAGUUUGUUAGUGUUAGGGCAAAAAAUAUAAUGUGCAACCCUUUAGGUCCCCAGGACCAGGAUUGGGAAACACUGCGUUAGACUUUUUACAAUGUAUGUAUUGUUGAACUGCCAUGACUGAGGCAGCUCUAUGUGUAUUUAAAAUGUGCAUUAAUUAAUUAAGGUCCUGGGCCGGAGACGGACCUGCCUGCUCUUCUGCGUGACCUACUCAGCCUGUUGCCUUACCAAGCUGUCCCGGGACUACCUUGUCCUGAUCCUGGGUCGCAUGCCAGGAUGCCUGUCCACCUCUCUGCUCUCCACAGCCUUCGAGGCCUGGUACGUGCAGUGACAUGUGGACGGCCACGACUUCCCUAAAGAAUGGAUCCCUAGUACCUUCACCAAGGCUGCUAGCUGGAACCACGGGUUGGCGGUGGGGGCCGGACUGGUGGCUAACAUGCUGGCUGUGUGGCUCCACCUGGGGCCUGUGGUGCCCUUCCUCCUGGCCGUGCCCUGCAUGGGGGCCUGUGGCUGGGUGGUGCUGACCGACUGA
Messenger RNA from Coregonus sp. 'balchen', 4612 nucleotides. Lineage: Eukaryota; Metazoa; Chordata; Actinopteri; Salmoniformes; Salmonidae. The record is from the annotation of a GenBank genome assembly.